AUGGACCUCCUGCCGGAUCUCGCCGGCCUCAUCCUGCGCCUACUGCCGUGCUACCUCGACCGCCUCCGCUUCCGGUGCGUCUGCCGCCGGUGGCGCCUGGCCGAGCGGCAGCAGCGGCCCCGCCUGCCGCCGGCGGUGCCCUUCGUCUUCCUGAACUACCGCGCCUUCCUAAGCCUCCCCGGCGGCGAGGCGCGCCGCGCCGGUGGAGAUGUCAGCUGCCGCGGCUGCUUCGACGGCUGGCUCCUGUACGGGCCGCUCGAGCACGACCGCUACAGCGGCGAUGUCGGCAGGUGCUUCCUGACGAACCCUCUCACCGGGGCCACCGUGGAGAUGCCGCUCCUUCUCAGCGACCGCGCGAGAACCAACGUGCUCUGCAUGCGCAAGGUCAUCGUGUGCUCGCCUGACCUCAUCGCGGUGUUCCUAGACGCCAGAUCGGUUGCGUUCUACCGUCCCGGUGCCGCGUCGUGGUCGCUCUGCCCAUCUGACGACGACGACGGUGGCCCCGACCGGGGAUCCUACGUGGACGUCGCCUUCUACCGUGGAAAGAUCUACGCCCUCAACACCGCGGACGAGCUCUUCGUCCACGACGUCGGCGCCGCCGCCGCCGGCGAAGGGGCGCCAAGGGCGGCGGCGGCGUCUCGUGUCGUCGAGCGCGCGAUCAAGGCAUAA
Panicum hallii is the source of this 669-nucleotide messenger RNA. RefSeq lists its product as uncharacterized. The transcript has a single exon. NCBI's taxonomy places the organism in Eukaryota, Viridiplantae, Streptophyta, Magnoliopsida, Poales, Poaceae. Bases 1 to 669 code for a protein of 222 amino acids. The record is from RefSeq and is a predicted model, not a curated record. Gene Ontology annotation, molecular function: protein binding.